Micromonas pusilla CCMP1545 is the source of this 2333-nucleotide messenger RNA. Its product is annotated as glycosyltransferase family 4 protein. The record is from RefSeq and is a predicted model, not a curated record. NCBI's taxonomy places the organism in Eukaryota, Viridiplantae, Chlorophyta, Mamiellophyceae, Mamiellales, Mamiellaceae. The transcript is spliced from 2 exons. Gene Ontology annotation, biological process: galactolipid biosynthetic process. Gene Ontology annotation, molecular function: digalactosyldiacylglycerol synthase activity. Gene Ontology annotation, cellular component: chloroplast outer membrane. Bases 87 to 1595 code for a protein of 502 amino acids.
CGCGCGUCAGCAAGUGCGCACUCGCGGAGGAAAACGACUCGCGGAUUAUCGACGUUGGCGUCCCUUUGCAUAUAGCGCGUACAACGAUGCGGUUCCCAAGACUGCUUCGAGCAUCCAGCGAAGACCUAGCUGCGGAGGCCACGACCUCGCAUGCGACGUUGCGCGAGCCUGGCCGGCAUUUCUGCAUCGUCACGACCGCCAGCCUGCCCUGGAUGACUGGAACCAGCGUUAACCCGCUGCUCAGAGCAGCCUACUUGGCUCACCGCGGGGAGACGUCUUGCCGCGUCACGCUCGUGGUUCCGUGGCUGCCGCUCUGUGACCAGAAGCUCGUGCACCCGAACGCGAUAUUCGAAAACCCUGAGCAGCAGAAGGAACACGUCCGGGGAUGGCUCUCUGGACGGGUGGACUUCGACCCGUCGUUUGAUAUUCGCUUUUACCCCGGCAGGUACGCGAUCGACAAGGGUAGCAUCGUUCCCGUGGGGGAUGUCACCGAGUGCGUGCCGGACGAAGACGCGGACGUGGCGAUACUGGAGGAGCCGGAACAUCUGACAUGGUUCCACCACGGCAUGCGUUGGUCGGAUAAGUUCAGGCACGUCGUCGGCAUCAUCCACACGAACUACCUCGAAUACGCGCGUCGUGAAAAAGAUGGCGAACGCAAAGAGGCCUUGCUCAGGGGCGUGAAUCGCACCGUGACUCGAGCGCACUGUCAUAAAGUCAUCAAACUGUCCGACGCGGUGCAAGAUUUCGCGAGAUCCGUCACCGUGAAUGUACACGGCGUCUCGCCGCACUUCAUCGAGGUUGGUCGUAAAAUCGCACUUGCCGCCGAGGAGAGGUCCCGGCGAGGUGAAGAGAGCAGCAGCAACAGCAGUUUUACGAAAGGCGGAUAUUUUAUUGGAAAGGUUGUUUGGGCGAAAGGCUACCUCGAACUGCUCGACCGAGUGAAGGAAUAUAAUGAAACCGCCGCGCAGAAAGAUAAGCUCGUCAUGGACGUUUUCGGCAACGGCGACGAUUUCCAGGAAGUAAAAGCGGCGUCCGAGCGCGAAAGGUUAGCGCUGACUUUCCACGGUCAGGCCGACCACGCUUCGGAGACGACCGUGGGGUACAAAUUUUUCAUCAACCCUUCGCUGUCCGACGUAGUGGCGACUACUACGGCAGAAGCACUCGCGAUGGGCAAGUUUGUUGUGUGCGCGCGCCACCCUUCGAACGAGUUCUUUUCAACAUUUGCGAACUGCCGCACGUACGCGAAUUCCGACGAGUUCGCGGAGUGCGUACGCGAAGUUUUGCACGGCGAACCGGAACCGAUAUCGCCGGAUGAUCUCCAUCGCUUGACUUGGCAGGCGGCUACCGAGCGUUUCUUGGACGCGGCUGAACCGGACGCUAAGAAGAAGCUGUCGUUGAGGCAAAAACUGUUUGAGACGCUCUCGGACUGGUUUGCGGCGAGUUGCCAUAACAUGUUCACCGCUUCCGAGGCGAUGCGGUGCUUGGCCGGCGGCGGGGCGGGUACGCUUCUUACCCCUGAUGAUGCAGAUUUCGCGUGUUGGGAGCCCGAUCUGUGGCAAGGCGGAAUCGCGGAUCGCAAGGAGGAUCAGCGGUGAAACAUUUACAGUACAUACAUUUGUACGAAGGUCAGCUAGAAGUUAGACUCUGCAUCUACCACCAAGACAUCACCCUUGUCAUCGACCAUUUCAUUAAACAACGACCGUGAAACAUCGCCCUUACUCGAAGUCGUGCGAGCGAAAGCGGCGGGAGUCACGACAAGGCACUCUCGCUCUGUUGCAUCCUUGGCUUUUUGUGCGGCAGCAGCGGCGGCAGAAGCAGGGCUCGACGGCGCGAACAGAUCAACCGGCAAGGGAGAGGACUUGUUGCCGUUCAAAUUCAAGGAGUGGAAUUCCUUGAAUGUUGGGUGAUGUUUCCCCGCCGUCUUACGACGUUGUCGACCGGCCGACAGUCGGUUAUGGAGCGUCCGCCCCCACAGCUUCACCGCGGUGUCCCCAUUCACUUCAACGCUGAAGUCGCGCUCUUUUCCUUUGAUGACGAAACUUGACGCGUCCGGUGCAAACUUCAAGUAUGCGCCGGCGAUCGACAUCCGGCGAGCAGGACCAAGAGGGAACCAGAUCAGUUCGUCAUUGACGUCGUCAUACUUGACCAUUCGAGAGUAUAACUUUCCGUUCCUGCCCAACUUCGUCAAUGCCACCCCCGCGGCUAACUUAAGAUGUGCUGCUCUCUCCGCUUCGAGCGCGACCACCGCAGUUUCGCGUUGAAUACUUGCCAAAUCAUUUCGCCACGUUGACCUAAGGAUGUGAAGCUCUUGCCGCAUGGCGUCUCUCACUGCG